Messenger RNA from Eurytemora carolleeae, 4249 nucleotides. Its product is annotated as nipped-B-like protein B. Gene Ontology annotation, molecular function: metalloendopeptidase activity. The transcript has 14 exons. Gene Ontology annotation, cellular component: plasma membrane. NCBI's taxonomy places the organism in Eukaryota, Metazoa, Arthropoda, Copepoda, Calanoida, Temoridae. The coding region runs from base 6 to 3176 and encodes 1056 amino acids. Gene Ontology annotation, biological process: membrane protein ectodomain proteolysis; Notch signaling pathway. The record is from RefSeq and is a predicted model, not a curated record.
UUGACAUGGACGGUAAACCUGACAACAUCAGCUUCAUGAUCAAGCGUGUUAAGGUUCACACUGAGGAUGCGCUAGAAGAUCCAGAGUAUAGGUUUCCAGGCAAUUACGGUGUCGAGAAGUUUCUAGAAAUAUUCUCAGAGGAGGAUUAUGACGCCUUCUGCCUGGCGUACAUGUUCACAUACAGGGACUUCGAGGGGGGCACCCUCGGCCUGGCCUGGACGGGAGACCUCAAGAAUGCUGGAGGGGUCUGCGAGAAGAACGGGCUGCAUAUAUCGGCACUCAACAAAGAUGGACAUUAUCGAGGAAGUUUCAAGAGCUUAAACACCGGAGUGAUCACCCUACUGAAUUACGGAAAGCAUGUCCCACCUGCUGUGUCCCAUGUUACUAUGGCCCACGAAAUGGGACACAAUUUUGGGUCUCCGCAUGAUCCUGAGACCGUAUCUGAGUGUGUCCCUGGCGGAGAGAAUGGGAACUAUAUAAUGUUUGCCAGAGCAACCUCCGGUGAUAAGAUGAAUAACAAGAAGUUUUCUCCCUGCAGCCUCAACAGUAUAAACCAGGUUCUGGAGGCUAAAGCUAGAGGACAUAAAGGAUGCUUUAAAGAACCACAAAUGGCAAUCUGUGGUAACGGUGUGGUAGAGGAGGGGGAGGAGUGUGAUUGUGGUUGGGAAGAGGAUUGUUUAGAGGAUUGCUGUUGGCCACAGAGAACCAAAUACGCGGCAAAUCAGCUGCCGUGUACCCUGAAACCUGGACGUGUCUGCUCUCCUAGCCAGGGUCCCUGCUGCAGUAGGGACUGCUCCUACAACCUCGGGAACCAGUGCAGGGAGGAUAACGGGUGCAGGGAUGAGAGUUAUUGUAAUGGUCAGGGAACACAGUGUCCUCCCUCCCUACUCAAACAAAAUAAAACUGUGUGCAAUGAGGAGUUCGUCUGCUUUCUAGGGGAGUGUACAGGAUCUAUCUGCUUGGCCUACGGUAUGGAGUCCUGUCAGUGCUCCCAGGGGUUGGAGGACCCUGAGACAAGAUCUUGUGAGCUGUGCUGUAAACUACCCGGAGAUUCAAACCCUUGUGUUUCCUCUUUCCAGAUGAAUACUCCGCCCCUGGAUAUACCAGAUAUGUUCAGUAAACCUGGCACACCCUGUAAUAAUUACCAGGGAUACUGUGAUGUUUUUCAAAAAUGCAGAGAGGUUGACCCGUCUGGUCCUCUGGCAACUCUACGAAAAAUUCUUCUAUCAGAUCAGAGCUUAGCUUCUCUACGACGUUUCCUAACUAAUUACUGGUAUUCGGCUGUCAUCGCUGCCGUAGCUGUCAUAGCUCUCAUGGUUACGAUUGUGAAAUUCUGCGGGAAGAAGACUCCCUAUGUGCAACGAAGACGACGUAAGCCUCGAAGUGUACAUCAUGAAGCUGAUGUAGAGGAGGGUGGAGGUAUUCAGUCUAACCUUGACGACGCCACAGUUCAUCCAACCACCUUCAAGCAUCAUAUCCCCUUUCUUGGCCAACGAUACAAAAAGAGAGAUGAAACAAAUAAAGCAAAGGAAAAAUCCCGCAAACGUGAGCGACGAAAAUCCUCUAAAAUUGAGGAAGUGAGGGAGGAAACACCGAAGGAUAGAGCUGGAACCCUGGCUAAAGGUUUAACUAAGCUGAUUGUAGCACUUCCGCCCGUUUCAUUAGAAAUACGAGAACAGCGUCCUAAACUAAAGAACAGAAGCCAGAGCGUUGAAUCAGAAACCCCUGCCGCUAGAAACAGGUCAAGUAGUCCUUCUAAAUCCCGGAAACCUAAACCUCUGGAUCAAAUGAAAAAAUUGUCUAAAUCAGCGACAACCUUGAGCAAAAGCUUUGAGAAACUGGGAGGAGAGGAGAAGAAGAGAAAGCGGAGUAAAUCCAGGGACAAACCACGGAGUAAAGAUCGGAGUAAGGAUAAGGGUGAUAAACCAUCCACAGACCCAGAACCCAGAGAAGUCACAAUUGCCAAGCUGGGUCCCUUCAAGAUGAGUUUAGAGCUGAGGGAUGCAGGGAACCUGAUAUUAAAUCACAACAGGGUUGCCUCACACCCGGAGAAACCGGAUAAACCCAAACCUAAUCCUAAUAGACACAGGAGAAGAAAAUCCGGGAAUACAGGGAAGGAAAUUCUCCGACAAAAAUCCGAGGUUCAUUCUGAUCCUGAUCCACCAGCUUUCGUCUUAAAAUCCAAGAAAGACAAGUCCAAGGAGAGAGUCACUGACAAGGUUAUUGUCUCUAAAAUAUCCAAAUCAGACCGACCUAGACGAGAUCGUAGUCCGGAGAAGAGAAAAGAAUCUCGAGUUAGUAACCCUAUUGGACUAGAGGACUAUCGACUAACCCUGAAUAAAGGUUCCGAUAAAGAAUAUGAGCAAAGUAAAAAGUUCAAGAGGUCCGUGAGUCAACCCAACCCUUCCCCAGACUUAAUAUUAAACGAGCUUACAGAUAGGAAGGAUAAGAGAACCUUAUCUACUACACAGUGUGAUUGGAUCGAAUCAGAGAACAAGAAGCCGGUUAAACGGAGCAGCACAACCAGAGAAGGAAGCAGGAAAGGAAGCCGGGAGCAUGAUCUAGGAAAGAGCCAGACCCUCCGAGUGAACAAGGAUGUCCGGGUGUUUGAUAACCUUGGGUUCGAUAAAAGUCCUGAUAUGCGACGGCAGCGUAAAGCAAGCAGUAGCAAAUCCAUCUCGGAGCUUCGGGAUCAACUAGAGAUAGAACUGAAAAGGGAGAAAUUAAAACAGAGCUCAAACUAUAGUCUCAUUGAACGCAGUAGUCUUUCAGACUCUUCCGACUCCAGCGACGAGAAGAGAAAGAGUCCCCCUACUCAAACUCAGAGUUUAAGUGAAGAGAGUUCUGGAGGCGGGAGCAGAAGAACUAGAAACUCUUUUGCUGCUCAGUUUGAUUCGGACAGUGAUCUUAGUGGAAGCGAAGUUGGUGGAGACAGUCCCCAGUUUGCAGCUAAUCCGUAUGUCCGGAUUCAUCCUCCUGUACUAAACCUCGAGAUUGGAAUAUCUCAACAAGGCUGUGAAGAAACAAAAGAAGAAAAGAAGGAGUUGAAGAAAGAAGAAAAUAAUGAUAGAGGAGUGGAUAGUAUAGAAGUGAUAGAAACAGUAUAUGAGGAUACAGACACAUGCAGUAUCAUUACUGAUGGCAUGCCAAGCAAUCAUUCAUUCACUAGUGUUUAGUAGGAUAAAACUUUUAGUGAUUUAAUCUCAAGAACUAAAGAGUGUCAACCCAGCCCAAAAUAUAGUUUAUAAAAAAUGUGAAACAUCUGCGCGCAGUUUAAAAACUUUAUUGUGGAUCAAGAUCAACACCAACAAUAUUCAGUUUCAAACCACAACAUGUAGUCAAACCUAGAUGAAUAACUGAAAAACGUAAGGUAUAAUUAACAUAUAGAACAUACGUACAUUGAACUUUACGCCAUUUUAAUACAGAUCCAUCUUGUACAACAAAUCCUAUCUUCCAAUAAUCUACCAAAACACAAACUGCAACCAAGAGUGAAGCACAAAAAUAUAGGAUUAAUAAAUCCUAUAAAAUUGAAGUGCUCAUUUCUUCUGCCAUUCGAACUAUCUACAUGCCAAAUUCUGCAUUAGAUUAGAUGCAUAAUUUGGACUAGAGGUAUAGAAGAACCCAUUUACUCGAUACUUUCUGGCAAACAAACACAAUAAUAAGAAAAUAAAAGAUGGAUGACAAAUUAUUGUCGAUGAGGAAAAAUGUAAACACAUCCGAAAAUGAUGCAAGUUUUCACAAACAAUGUUUGGAUAGUUCCAGAACCUAAAAUUAAGGAAAUUAAUACGAUCUUAUAUAAACUGUGAACUGUGAAUUCCUUAAUACCAAUAUUUAUCCUAUAGUUUAGAAUUAUUUCUAUAAAUACAAAUGUUAGUAAAAAACAUGUAUUAAACUGUCAUUUAGUUAAUCAAUCAAUCAUGUUACCUUUUAACCAUUAUACUUUCUGGACCAUAGCGUUUAUUACAGGGUGUCCAGGAACUUAUACCUUUAGCUCAUUUUAAUACUCCUAUUCUUGGACACCCUGCAUAUUAAUACAUGCUUGAAAAAUAUUUUUAUAAUAUGUUGUAUUGCUGAGCUCUAUGUGUAAUUGCAAAUGUAAAUACUAUACGUAACGUAUAGUAUUUUAUCUGUAAAUUAUGUAAAAACCGUAAAAUUGUACAAUGUAUAACGUACAUUAUUAACUGCUGUACACUGUGCAAACCCAACCCUGUGUCAAACAAUCAUUCAAUAAAUUAUCUAAAUUGUCCAA